UUUUUUCCUUUUCUUUUACCCAAAUUAUUGCUACCUUAUCUACACUUUCUUAACAUGUGCCAACACAAGGUAAACGCAAAACCACAACAGAAAGCCCCCUCAUCCUGCCUCUCCAUUAACAUAGAGAAUAAAAAUGUCAAUUUCAGGGAAAUCCAUUACAAUUUCCCCUCUCUACCUUCUCCUCGCGGCAUUUUCCCUGUGCUUCACGUUCAGCAUUGCAUCAAAAUCCGGUGACCCAAUUCCAGCUCCAUGGCCGGAGCAAUUCCAUUCAAUUCUCUUCAUGAAUAACACCAAAGGAAAUCUCCAGAUCGUUGAUUUAUGGUACGAUUUUCCUAACGGAAGGAACUUCAACAUAAUACAGAACCAAUUGGGGAAGAAACUUUACGAUUUGGAAUGGGAUAACCAUACUUCGUUUUACUAUACUUUGGAUGCUAACAAGGAGUGUAGGGUUAUGCAUUUUCCGGUGGGAUUACUUAGACCUAAUUGGUUACAAGAUGGGAAGUAUUUGGGACAGAGAUAUAGGGAUGGAUUUCUAUGCAAUGUGUGGGAAAAAGUUGAUUUCAUUUGGUAUUAUGAAGAUGUUGUUACUAAAAGACCUGUUUACUGGGCUUUCUACACAGGUAUGAUUGCACAUGUAAUGACAUUUGAAGUAGGAAGAGUGUUGGCGGAUCCAAAUUGGCAAGCGCCUGUUUACUGUUUCAAAGAGGCCAACAAAGAAGAGAUAUCAUCUCCUGUUAGUUUAGUCAGUGAUGAUAAUGUUUCAAUUAGCAAACUCAUGGGAGCAGCUAUGGAUUUUUCUUUGCUGCUCUAAUUAUUGUUACAUUUCAACGUACUAUCAAAAUAAUUUGUUCAUGACGAUGUUGUUUCUUUUGGACCAUAAGAAUGGGUAACCACUUAUCCAUCUUCAUGUUUA
Molecule: messenger RNA, 913 nt
Organism: Capsicum annuum
Lineage: Eukaryota; Viridiplantae; Streptophyta; Magnoliopsida; Solanales; Solanaceae
Exons: 2
Coding region: 134-811 (225 amino acids)
Source: RefSeq, a predicted model, not a curated record